UUUUUCUGCGCAUGCGCAGAAAGGCCGCCGAGCCAAAAUGACAGCUCUCUCCUCUCGUCUCUGUGUGGAAGUCGACACUUCAAAAUGGGAAGGAGUACAACAUUAUUCAGAUAUUUGCAUGGAAUGUAAUGACUAUAUAUACAUAUAGUUUAUGAAAUAUUAAUGUUUUUUGUUGUUGUAGUAUCCGGUUCAUGUAAUUUGAGUUGACAGGCUCUGUUUAUAGGUAGCUUGUUUUGGUUUUUGGUUGUCUAUAAGCUAUCAGAAAGCUACACUGUUAGCUUUUAGGAGAAGGCCAGACUUGUCUUUUAUUUUCUGUCAUAAUUCACAUGAACUAGUUAGCUACCCCCCUUUUUAAACAGGGGAAUAAAUUAGCUAUUUUACAUACCGUCGUGUUUGCUGCUGUUUUUUUUUUUGUUUAUUUUCAAACUCUUUGAUUCUCUCUUUAAGUUGAUCGCAUUUUGUUUGGGUUUUUUGGACAGUAAAGGACGCAUGUAACGUUUUUUUGUUUUAUUGUUUACUAAGUUCUUUAGUUUCCUACCUUUUUGGCUCUCGGACACUUUGUUGAUCUUUAAUUUUAUGUAUUUUGAAGUAUAUCUGGUCAAAUUGCUUUUUUUUCUUCCACCAUGUUUCUGAUAUGCGGUGUGUUGCUUUGGGCCAGUUUCUACGGUACAAACCUCUAAACCAACAAACAAAGUCAUUAUUUCAGUCCAUUUGACUCACAAUCAGCAUGUUUUUUUGUUUUGUUCUUCCCCUUUCCGACGUGUUUAGAUAUUAACAUUUAGUUACAUUUAAAAAAAAAACUCAGCCACUUCCAUUUGAACUUGCUCUUGUCAUUUUGGACAGCUUUGUUGUAAAUUUGAGUUUCCUCUACAUGUGAUCUCAGUUUAGUUUCGGUCCCCCUUUUUCCCCGUUUCCACCAUGUCUUGUGUCCAUUAUAAAUUCUCCUCGAAACUCAACUACGACACGGUGACUUUCGACGGCCUGAACAUCACUCUGGCCGACCUGAAAAGACAGAUUAUGGGUCGAGAGAGACUCAAAGCUGUCGACUGCGGCCUACAAAUCACCAACGCACAAACUAAAGAAGAAUACAAAGACGACGAGGCCCUGAUAUCUAAGAACUCCUCUGUCAUCAUCAGAAGAAUACCCAUCGGAGGAGUCAAGGCUUCAAGCAAGAUGUAUAACAUUGAGCGUUUUUCAGAACCGAAUCACUUCCCCGUUCAGAACCUCCCCGUCGGAUCCUCCAAAGGAGAUCGUUCUUCAGAACACAGUCACUUUUCCAUCGGAUCCUCUAAAGGAAUUGAUGAUCAUGCUUCAUCUAUAUCACUGGCCCAACUUUCAAAGACGGCGAACCUGGCAGAGGCCAACGCAUCGGAGGACGACAAAAUCAGAGCCAUGAUGUCACAGUCCAAUCACGACUACGACCCCAUACAUUAUGUGAAGAAGUUGACGGGUCCCCCUCCAGCCAACUACACCUGUUAUCGCUGUGGCAAGAACGGACAUCACAUCAGGAACUGUCCUACUUACGGGAAGGAGAAAGGGUUUGAGCCGCCCCAGAGGAUCAAGAAGAGUACCGGCAUUCCCCGUUCCUUCAUGACGGAAGUGGACGACCCGUCUAUAAAGGGAGCCCUGUUGACCAACACCGGCCACUACGCCAUCCCUACGAUAGACGCUGAGGCCUAUGCUUUAGGUAAGAAGGAGAGGCCUCCGUUCGUCCCCAGGGACAAGUCCAGUUCCGAGGAGGACGAGGAUCCAGUCCCUGAUGAGCUCCUCUGUCUGCUCUGUAAAGACCUGAUGACUGACGCUGUGGUCAUUCCCUGCUGUGGCAACUCCUACUGCGACGACUGUAUCCGUACGUCUCUGCUGGAGUCAGAGGAACAUGUGUGUCCCACCUGUAGCCAAUCGAAUGUCUCCCCUGACGCGCUCAUAGCCAAUAAGUUCCUGCGCCAGGCGGUUAAUAACUUUAAGAAUGAGACCGGUUACGCCAAACGCAUGAUGACGAGAGUCGCCCAGCCCCCCGUCGUCCCCACCCCUCCUCUUCAGCCUCAGUCCCGCCCUCAGUGCCCGCUCCAGCCUAUCGGGAGCCAGCAGGACCCACUUAUGCCCCGCCCUCCAGCCUUAGACACGCCACCAUUGGCUCAGCAGCAGGUUGGCCCGCCCCUCAGAGUCGGGAACCAUAAUAACUCCUCCCACAUGGCUGCUGGCUCCUCCUAUAACUCAACGGGUCCCUCCCCCCAGCACCCAACCAAUCACAACAACACGCUUAUGCCAAGAGAGCCAGAGAGUGGAGGAGUUCAGUCUGUGGGGGUCUCAGCCGACCCCCCUCUAGCCACUGCCCCCAUGACCAAGGAAUACCAUGUUCCAGUGAUGAGCCAACCCCAGUCUGACGGUCACUCCCUGCAGAGGACAGGUCCUCCUCCCAGACUUUCUGAAGGACCAGCCCAUUGGGACAGGUACAGCCCCUCCGGUCGUGGCAGGAACCAUAGCGACCGCGCCCCUCCCUCCCAGCCUCCGCCCACCAACGUGCCACCCCUUCUCUACAACCCUCCCUCCAUUUUCUCCUCCCCUCUACCCCAUCCCCCAGGUGUCAUACCCCCCCACUACCCACCUCCCCACUUCCCCCCAGGGCAGCCCCCUCCAGCUACUCCCUGCCCCCUCCUGGCUACCCCCUACCCCAGGAGUCACCAACCCCCCUGGGCGCCCCCGAACACCCAGCCCCCCCUCACCGGGAAGCCAAUCCCCUCCUCUUCCUUCCUGUCCAAGGAUGAGUUCUACAGACAACAGAAGAGGCUGAAGGAUAACUCCGACUGUCGCUACGGUAACCGGGAAAAGUCCAAGCUGGAUGAGUUCACCAACGACUUUGCCAAGGAGCUGCUGGAAAGUAAGGAAAUACAGAAGGAGAGACGACGCUCUUAUUCCAGGUCUAGGUCGUCCUACAGUAGCUCAUCCUACUCCAAAUCCCGUUCCCGUUCUCGUUCGUACUCCCGUUCCUCCAGUCGAUCCAGAUCUCGUUCCAGAUCCCGUUCCAGAUCCCGUUCCAGGUCUUACUCCCGCUCUUCUCCGUACUCCCGCCGCCACGGACGACCUCGCGGCUACCGCUCCCGUUCCCGUGGCUACCGCCGAUCACGCUCGCCGCCGCCUUUCAGGGACGGUGGAGGGGCGGGACGGGACGGUGUUACCGGUCGCGCUCUAGAUCACCUGGCCAAGGAAGUACCGGGCCGGACCCGGGAGAGGGAUCGGGAGCCGGCGGUGUACGACCGGGGUCCAGAGCACAAAGACCCGUACGAGAGGGAGAGGUACCGGGAGUGGGAGAAGGAGUACAGGGAAUGGUAUGAGAAAUACUUCAAAAACUACAACUCCCACAACCCUCCUCCCAAUAACCCCCUCCCUACAGGGGCCGACCCCCUUGGUUUCGCCCCCGCCCCUGUGGCAACCCCAGCCGGACGAGACAGAGACCCCUACAAUCGAGGGAGGAGGCGAGGUGAGGGCUAUCCUCCUCCCCCCUCACACCCCUCCCCCAGGGGCAGGAACCAGCCAAUGACUUAUCAGGAGAAGUGUGCUGAGCAGUUUGGAACUCUGCCGCUGUCCCGGUCAGCCAAUCAGGAUCAUCAGACGCCACUGAAGCGCCGCCUCCCCGCGGUCACUGUGACCUCCGACCUGAAAGAGCAGAAGCACAGGAAGAGGAAGAAGAGGAGAACUGAGCAGGGGAGAAGGGGAGGGGAGUCCUUCAGUGCUUCUGACUCUACGGACGACGCUCGGAAAGAGGAGAAGAAGAAGAAGAGAACCGGGAGUACUCCCGUUGGUUCGUCAAGCCAUGACGACUCCACCCCAGUACGGGACGAGCCAAUCGACAGCGACGCCAGACUCGUCCCGGACAAAGCUGAUAGGUGGACCAGGGACAGUAAGGAGGAGGAAGUGAGGAGAAACAGUGACAGAGUUUAUAAACGCGGACCGGACUCCAGCGUAGCGAGGAAAGACUCAUCGUCCUGGAAGACCGUUAGAGAGACAGACAGGGACCAGACCGGUACAGACAGGGACCAGACCGGUACAUACCGGGACCAGAUCGGUACAGACUGGGACCAGACCGGUACAGCCGGUUUAGCCUACCGGAAGACGUCUCUAACAGAACAGUCAGCCAAACGGGUCAAAGAUGAAUCUAUUCCCUUCCAACCAGACUCUUGCACCUCCCUCCAGAGAGAGAUGGAACUCCAACACCCUGCACCCCUAGCGUCAGCUCCCAAACGACCUCCUCCUAAACCCCACGCAGACCAGCUUGACACUGUUAGAAUCAACCCAGACCUGUUCAAACCGGUUAGAACCGACCCAAACCAGUUUAAACCUGUCAGAACCGACUCAGACCAGUUCAACACAGUUAGAACCGACCCAGACCAGUUUAAACCAGUUAGAACCAGCCCGGAUCAGUUUAAACCGUUCAGAACCGACCUGGACCAUUCCAGACCAGCCAAUGAGGAGCAGAGAGGGAAGAGAGCUCCAGGGUUUCGGCAGGACAGGGGCUCAGGGAGAGAGGACAAGCCCAGGAGAGAGGCUGACAUCAGGGUGGGUAGAGAACAGGAGAGAGAACCUGGCAAAGCUCCAGACACCAAGUCUGAGAAGAGGAGGAGGAGGAAGGAGGAGGAGGAGGAGGAGAAGAAGAGGAAGACGAGAAAGGAGGGGAGGAGUAUGUCUGAUAAGGAGAUGGAGGUGCCCCGAAUCAAAUCUCCCGGAGUGGAGCUCGCCGAGACCGUAAAACCCUGCAACCUCAAACGUGACGUAGAGGAGGAGAGGGCUUCCGUAAGGCCUCUGAUGGAGAGUGGGAUGAAAGCUCCAGACACCAAGUCUGAGAAGAGGAGGAGGGAGGAGGAGGAGGAGGAGAGGGCUUCCGUAAGGCCUCUGAUGGAGAGUGGGAUGAAAGGAGGAGAACCUCAGAGGAAGAUUAAGACCAACAGAGAAGAAGGGAGGAGGGCCGGCAAGCUUGCGGGCGUGGCCGGAACAGAGGCAGCCAAUCAGACGAGCUAUAUAAAGGGAAGCGUGGAGAGGAGCAAAGCCAAGAGGAACCGUAAGGUCCUAGCGUCCGACGGACCGGAAACCACCGUGGACUGCACCAGUCCUCCAGGGGGCAGUAGU
Molecule: messenger RNA, 5121 nt
Organism: Oncorhynchus gorbuscha (pink salmon)
Lineage: Eukaryota; Metazoa; Chordata; Actinopteri; Salmoniformes; Salmonidae
Product: E3 ubiquitin-protein ligase RBBP6-like
Biological process (GO): protein ubiquitination; mRNA processing; ubiquitin-dependent protein catabolic process
Cellular component (GO): nucleus
Molecular function (GO): zinc ion binding; nucleic acid binding; ubiquitin protein ligase activity
Source: RefSeq, a predicted model, not a curated record